UGACUUGUUCAUGUCGUUGAUGAUCAUCAUCUUCAUUCGAUAGACGAGACAAUGGGCUUGACUUCUGCACAAAAACAAGAUGUCUUGCAAAUUAUUGAUAAGCUCUGGAACCACACAUCUGGGAGACGGCUUGUCUCCCAAAUGUUCCGUACCUUACCAGACCCUGUCGCCUGGAAGGCCUACUACGACGUAAUCCCUCAGCCAAGAAGUCUAGAGUCUGUCAAGGCCGAUGUGGAGAAAAAUAAAUUGUCAAAUGUCGAGCAGACUCGUACAGAUUUGGACCUGAUAUUUAAGAAUGCGUGAGCUAACUAUUUAAAUGGUUGGCUCGUUACAUGCUUUGACCAUAUCCAUCUAGCUUACACUUCAAUGAGGAAGG
Molecule: messenger RNA, 376 nt
Organism: Cantharellus anzutake
Lineage: Eukaryota; Fungi; Basidiomycota; Agaricomycetes; Cantharellales; Hydnaceae
Exons: 2
Coding region: 52-303 (83 amino acids)
Molecular function (GO): protein binding
Source: RefSeq, a predicted model, not a curated record